Messenger RNA from Cryptococcus amylolentus CBS 6039, 4857 nucleotides. RefSeq lists its product as hypothetical. Gene Ontology annotation, biological process: actin cytoskeleton organization. The record is from RefSeq and is a predicted model, not a curated record. Bases 1 to 4857 code for a protein of 1618 amino acids. The transcript has 14 exons. Lineage: Eukaryota; Fungi; Basidiomycota; Tremellomycetes; Tremellales; Cryptococcaceae. Gene Ontology annotation, molecular function: actin binding; small GTPase binding.
AUGGACGCCCACAAUAACACUAUCGUGACGAUCCAUAUCCCCCGCCUCGGCAACGUACAGGUCGAAACAUCGCAGGAACUGGUCGUACAAGACGUCGUCGACCUCGCUCUGAUCGAAGCUGAGGAGCGGUAUGGAGAAGAAUCUCUCAAGGUUGCGCUUGAUAGGGAGGAGGGGGCGUAUGAGUGGAAGGGAGCUGUUACGGGGGAGGACUGGACUUUGCUGGAGAUAAGCGCUGCUGGCCGGGGUCUCCUUAAGCCGACACAGAAACUACCUCUCGAUACCGGCUUUACUCUGAUACAACCUCAGACACCCAUCAUCGAAAUUCUGAUCACCAUCCCGACUAGCAGCUCGCUCGAUCCUCUCAAGACCAGAGUCCCCAUAUCCACAUCUUCGACCUUCUCUCAAAUCCUCUCAGAGCUCGAAAACACUCUCGGCCUCCCGCGCUCGACGGCGGACCUACUAUCUCCCAGUGCUCCUGGAGGAGUCAGCAAAUCGCGUACUGGGUCUUAUGCUGGACAAGGUACUGCGGGGUCUUCCAAUGAUGUACUUCAGUGGCAAGUGUCCAUGGAACACACGGGCUCUUACACGCGGCUGGCCCUCGAAGCCAACGUAUUUGACUCCCUCAAGCAUUCACAGAACCCAACAAUACAAUUGUAUCUUGACGAAGACUGGCUUCUUAACGGAUCAUCAACCAAAGGUGGCGGCGAAGAAGGGGCAGAAGAGGAAGGAGGCACGAUCAAGGCGACUGCAGCAGCGCAUGUCGCAGAAUCGCCAAGCUCGAAACGUCGGCUAGCCGGGUUGUUCCAGCCCUUGGUUUCGCAAGCUGCGCCGAUGGCUCCUCUGGCUGUCCCGACGCUGCAAGGCGCUGGUGCGACCCAAGAUGGACAUACGGAUGGUGUAACGAACGGGCUGGCGGAGGCGAUGGGAGAGACCUUGGGACCAGCAGGAAAGGCCGCUUAUGAUGAAGAUGAGUGGGAGAGGCUACUUGACGACUUGAACCUUCAUGGGGCGAAGCGAGAUGCCAUGAACGCCAUCACACCCUCCCGCAAAGCCCUCAUCCUCUCCCAAAACCGACGCUCAUCCGUAUCCUCGAACACCAGUCCCACUUGCCCAUCGAAUCCGGCGACAUUCUUUUCUCUUUCAGCUGGCACGAAUAUAGGUCUCACAAGGUUGUUACCGCAGUAUACGGGGCCGUCCUUUGCGAGCUAUGAGCAGGGGCACAAGGAAGAAGGGGGCGCGAGUGGAGAAGAAGGAUGGGCGAAGAGGUUUUCUUUGACGAGCUUCAAGGAUUGGACAGCACCUUCGGCAUCGCCGGCAGCUGUGGCAGAAGCUCACGAGUCCACACCGGAGCCAGCACCCGAGGCCGCUAAGGAGCCACAUAUAUCUGCCAAGCCUAUGGAGAAACAGGGCACUGGCGGAUUGUGGGCUUGGUGGACAGGGGCGUCCAAGCCGGAGGAUGGUAGUCCUGCUGCUUUCAUCGAAGGGCUCGAACAAAGGAGGCCUUCAAGUGUUCAAGUAAAACAUCUUCUUUCAUUGCGUGUAACGCUUUCCACCGCAAAGCUCUCGUGGAUACACGAAUUCCUACAUCUCAAAGGUAUUGUCCAUCUAGGUGCAUUGUUGGAGAGGGCUGCCAAGAAGCAUCUCGAGAAAGGCGAUGUGGAGGAGCAGAUCGUAUGGGAGGUCGUCAAGAGUUUGAGGAUUCUGAUGAACAUUGAUGCUGGAUUCGGCGCUGUACUCGACCAUCCAUCUGUCAUAACCUCCCUGACUCUCAACCUCCUCAGCCCGUCCCCAAAACUUCGAGCUUCCAUCGCCGACCUCCUAUCUGGCCUUACCAUAUUAUCCCCAGGAGAAGCCUACCCAGUCAUCCUCGAUGGCCUAUCGGCUCUUGCUCGAUCGACGGGAAAGCUUUCUAGAUUUGCGUGGAUAGUCGAAAGCUUGUCACGUGGUGAUGAGACAGAUUUCGGAGUCUGGGAGUGGAGGAUGGCGGCGGUGGGGUUCAUCUGCGCGUUGAUCCAGGCGAAUGAGGGAUUGGAGGAAAGGUGUGCUUUGGAAGGAGAGUUGAUCCGGUGUGGCUUGUCCGGUGUACUAGAGGCGUUGGAAGACCUAGAACCGCCGGAAGCAUUCCUACUACAGCUCGACGCAUACCAUAUCGAUCGAGAGAACGACGAGGAAGAUCUGCGGCUACUCUACCUUGGUCGUAUCAGAGGCACUAGGGCGUCUGGGGCAGUGGAAGCUUUGCUUGUGGCGCUGGAAGAGUGCGGUGCGGAUGAGAGGGAUGAAGAUGCUGUGGUAGAGGUUGUCGAGCUUCUGGGGCGGGUCGUGGAGAGGUAUGAUGAUGGGGAGCAGAAUGAAGCUGUAAGACGUAUCGCGGACCAGUGCAAGAAGCUUCUAGAUCUCCCUGUUGAUGAUUCUGAUGGAAGUCCCGAAAGUGCGCUGCAGAUUGAAAAAGACUCGUCUGAGCGUCGAAGAGAGAGGGAAGGCAGGAGUCUGCUUGAGGCUGAGAAUCAAAUGCUGCGAGGAAGGAUUGAGGAUCUCGAAGGACAGUCAGCUCAAAGCGCGGACACCCAGGAUCAGCAUGUACGCUUCCUGCUUGAAUUGUCUUCUCAUAUCGAGACAUCUCCGCCAAUAUCCGAAGAGGCUACGCCACGGGACAUACAACAAAGUCUUAUCGACCAUGUCCUUCAGUUGAAGAGCUCCAUGUCAGAUGAUCAAAGCCUCCUGAUAGAACUUGGCCGACAGCUCACAGAAGCUCAGGAACAAAUAGCAGAAGCCCAGAAGCAGCUGGAGGCCAAGACGUCAGAAGACAAACAAGGUUCUGAGGGAAGAUCUUUCGAAGUGGCUGCUUUGAAGCCUGGGCGGACAAAAGCCCGGUCGGCGCUCAAGGUCAAGCUGCCUACGUCCGUGCAGAAUGAUGGUCUUCUGUCGCCUCGGCUUCCCUCGCAAACGGAAGGCGCGAUAGGAGCAAGUGAGUCAUUGGGCAAGUCGAUGGUUGUCCCGCCCGUGAUCGUUUCUCCUGCUCCUCCGCCACCGCCUCCGCCCCCACCUCUUCCCAAGGCGCCCUUUCCUGGCGUUGCUCCUCCCCCGCCUCCCCCUCCACCGCCCCCACUUGGCCCCUCUAAUCCUAGACACUCCGGCAUGCCUCCUCCACCGCCCCCGCCUCCUCCUCCACCAGGACUUCCCCGAGCUGGUCCUUCAAGUAUGCCUCCCCCACCGCCUCCGGCCCCUUCAUUCCCAGGCAGACCCGCUCAACACGCUCCUCAGCCUCAGCCACCGCAGCAUCAGAAACUCAAGCCGUUCUUCUGGUCCAAGAUGAACGGACCAGCGGUGAAGGAUACGAUUUGGACACAUAUCUCUCCAAACUAUGACUUUGAUGUGGAUGUGGAUGAGAUGUUGGAGGUGUUUGCGGUACAGCCGGCGAAAGAGAAGGUGGAGAAGAAGAAGCCGGCGGUCGUUUCGAUACUGGAUAUCACACGCUCGAAUAACAUUGGCAUCAUGCUGAAGAGGCUGAGGCUGUCUCCUACGCAGAUACGGCAAGCCAUACUGGAAGUGGAUGACGAAGUUUUGGAUGCCGAUGACUUGGCUCUGGUCAGCAGGAUGUUGCCUACAAAAGAAGAGACCGAAAGGCUGCAAAAGUUCAACGGCAGUGUCUCGAAGCUGUCUAAAGCGGAUCAAUACUUUAUUGAACUGAGCAAAAUUCCCCAUCUGCAACUUCGGCUUGAAUCACUCGUCUUUAUCCGCCGUUUCGAACACAGCAUAGCCGAAAUACUGCCGGACUUGAUGAUUCUGCGCCAAGCUGCCAAUCAGUUGAACGAGAGUCAACGGUUCAGAGAAGUGUUGCGGAUCGUUUUGGCUCUGGGGAACAGGUUGAAUAGGGGUACCUUCAGAGGCAAUGCGGCGGGUUUUAGAAUUGAAGAUCUCCUGAAGAUGAAGGACACGAGAACGUCGAAAGGUCCGGAUUGCCCUACAAUGCUUCAUUACCUCGCCAAGGUGCUGCUCAACACUAAUGCCAAAUUGAUCCUGUUUGCCGAAGAGACUCCAGCUGUAGAGCCAGCCGCACGUCUUGACUUGACCGACCUUGCGGCCAAUAUUGUUUCCUUGAUGUCCUCGGUCCGCCAAGCCACCACCACCCUGACUCUACUCGAUUCGUCAGAACCUCUUCACACUCUCUUGACCGAAUUCCUCGGCAAAGCUGUACCGCAAUCCGCCAACUUGCAGAAGACCCACCACCAAGUUCUGUCAGAACUCCACCAUCUCCUCCGAUACUUUGGCUACAAGUCAUCCUCUGCUAACCCCUUCCCCCAAGCUGUGGACGCAGACAAGGGAGGGGAGAAAGAUGAAGGUCAAGGGGCUGAAGAGUUCUUUGGGAUGAUUUCGAGUUUCGGGAGGGCGUUGGAGAAGGCUGGGGCGGAAAUGAGCGCGCAUAUGAUCAAGGCGAAUAUGACGGGGUCUACCACCGCUUCGACGUCAAAGGCCGUAUCGAGCCCUGCACCUGCGCCUAGACAGCGGUCGAACGAGCCAGCGCCGUCGAGCUUUACCAAUCCCUUCCUGCAGCCCAAUCGGGCAGACCAGUCGUCAGCGCGCAAGCUCUCUGCUCGCAAUACGCUAUCUCGGGGCGAGCUUGAUGAGACAAUCAAGACGAUUCGGGGUGGUGUUGGGAGGAGGGAGAGGCAGGAGAUGUCGGGAGGUGGGACCAUGGGCGUGAUGGGGAGGAGGACAGUGAACCGGGGCACGAUUGGGGGGACGCUUGCGAGGAGGACGGGCGAGAAGCGGAGGGAUAGUGGAAAGAAGGGUGGGGGCGAAGAGCGGACGAGGUUGAGUCGGCUGUUUGUGCAUGAUCCGACAGGGCAGGGUGCUUGA